GCGGCGGGAGAUGCUGGAGGUUCGCGAGCCCAGGCGGCUGCAGCUGGCGCCGCGUCUGCCCCGCGUGCCCGGAGCGGAUCCUGCCGGCCGCCCCCGGAGCCCUCGGCACCCCGCUCAACCCGCGGUCGCUUCCUCGCAGUAACAGGCCGACGCUGCAGCUCAGACAGAGCCUGGCAAUGCCGUUUGGGUGUGUGACGCUGGGUGACAAGAAGAACUAUAACCAGCCAUCGGAGGUGACUGACAGAUAUGAUUUGGGACAGGUCAUCAAGACUGAGGAAUUCUGUGAGAUCUUCCGGGCCAAAGAUAAGACAACCGGCAAGCUGCACACCUGUAAGAAGUUUCAGAAGCGGGACGGCCGCAAAGUGCGGAAGGCAGCCAAGAACGAGAUAGGCAUCCUCAAGAUGGUGAAGCAUCCCAACAUCCUGCAGCUGGUGGAUGUGUUUGUGACCCGCAAGGAGUAUUUCAUCUUCCUGGAGCUGGCCACGGGGAGGGAGGUGUUUGACUGGAUCCUGGACCAGGGCUACUACUCGGAGCGCGACACGAGCAACGUGGUGCGGCAGGUCCUAGAGGCCGUGGCCUACCUGCACUCACUCAAGAUUGUACACAGGAAUCUCAAGCUGGAGAACCUGGUUUAUUAUAACCGGCUGAAGAACUCAAAGAUUGUCAUCAGUGACUUCCACCUGGCCAAGCUAGAGAAUGGCCUCAUUAAGGAGCCCUGUGGAACCCCAGAGUACCUAGCCCCAGAGGUGGUAGGCCGGCAGCGGUACGGACGUCCUGUGGACUGCUGGGCCAUCGGAGUCAUCAUGUACAUUCUGCUCUCAGGGAACCCUCCUUUCUAUGAGGAAGUGGAAGAAGAUGACUAUGAGAACCAUGAUAAGAAUCUCUUCCGUAAGAUCCUAGCUGGCGACUAUGAGUUUGACUCUCCAUACUGGGAUGACAUUUCUCAGGCGGCCAAAGAUCUGGUCACCAGACUGAUGGAGGUGGAGCAAGACCAGCGGAUCACUGCAGAAGAGGCUAUUUCCCAUGAGUGGAUUUCUGGCAAUGCUGCUUCUGAUAAGAACAUCAAGGAUGGUGUCUGUGCCCAGAUUGAAAAGAACUUUGCCAGGGCUAAGUGGAAGAAAGCUGUCCGAGUGACCACUCUGAUGAAACGGCUCCGGGCGCCGGAGCAGGCUAAUGCAGCCGCGGCCCAGCCUGCCCCAGCCACAGACACUGCCACCCCUGGGGCUGCAGGUGGGGCCACAGCUGCGAGUGCCACCCCGUCCACGGCAGGUGAUGCUGCAAAGAAUGAUAAUGUAGCCCCCGCAGACCGUAGUGCCACCCCAGCCACAGAUGGCAGUACCACUCCAGCCACAGAUGGGAGCGUCACCCCUGCCACAGAUGGGAGCAUCACUCCGGCCACUGAUGGGAGUGUCACUCCAGCCACUGAUAGGAGUGCUACUCCAGCCACCGAUGGGAGAGCCACACCAGCUACAGAAGAGGGCACCAUACCGGCUGCCAAGGCAGUUGCCACUCCUGAGCCGGCUUUGGCCCAGCCGGACAGCACAGCCCCAGGGAGUGUGACAGGCCAGGCUCCACCCGCUAGUAAAGGGGAAGAGGCUGCUGGCUAUGUCCAGGAGUCUCAGAGGGAGGAGGCCAGCUGAGUGGCCAGGCUGAUGGGGGGAUGGGGAACAGGCAGGAGGUGGAAGAGUGGAUGAGGGGAUUGAUGCCCUCGCUCCACCCACCCUUGCCUCCCAGCUUGGGGCAUGCCUGGGGGCCACAGGAGAAUGGGCUCAUCUCCUGUGUGUAUGUACGUGAGUGGUGGGCAGGCCAGAGGCAGGGCCGGCCCCAGCCCCUGCAUGGAUUCCUCGUGGCUUUUCUGUCUUUUGCUAGCUUCAUCAGUUACUGUUCCUUGUGGGAUGCUGCUCUAGGGAUACUCAGGAGGUCCCUGCUCCCCUUUCCUUUCCCCCUUUUGCCUCAUAACCCCCACCCCAGGCAGGCCCUGCAGGUCUCAUCCUCCCCCAGGCCCUAAAUUUGGGUGGCCUUGCCCUGAGAGCUGGUCCUCCAGCGAGGCCCUGUCAGCGGUCUUAGGCUCCUGCACAUGAGGGCAUGUGCCUGUGGUGUACCGGUUGCUCUGGGAGGAGGCACAGGCUGCUGUAGACAGUGCAAACAUCUGGAGCACUGUGCUUCAAGACAAGACUGGCUACAUGACCAGGGGACCCUUCUUGGUAGCUGUGGGAGUCCUCAAAAGUGAAGGAAAAAAGUAGGAGGGUAGAAACUUUCAUUUUUGUCCCUGGAAGCCCUUCCCCAGACCCUUGUACUAUUUCUUGCCCUCCUGGGUCCUGCAGUGGGUUGUUCUGUGCCCUGAGCUUUAUGAGCUCAUAAGGGAAAGAAGGAGCGAUUAGGUGGCCGUGAGAACUGGGAGAGUGUAGGCCCAGCAUUCAGUGCACCAGCUUCGCCAGGUCCUUGCCAUGGGCCAGACAGGAGGGCUGAUAAUCUCCUUGCUCUUCCCAGAUGGCCCCCCUCAGGCUUAGUCCACAGGCCUCUCCAUCCCAGGGACUCACCACAUGGCACUGUCCUAUAGUCUGAAACUACAGGGGCAGAUUUUCUCCUCUCACGGUUCAACAACUAAAGAGAGAGGAACCCCUUCUAUAUCUGUGGUCCACUUUCCAUUCUGUCAGGGCUUAGAGAGGCUCAGGUGCUUCUGAGCCAGGGCAAGUUGCGUUUGUUGGGAUGAAGAAGUGGAAUAAGGCUCCUGUUUCCUGAUGGAGGUUCCUGGGAAGGUGCCCUUUGUCAGAGCCCACCACAGCCUGGGCAGGCAGCCACACUGGUCCCUUACUCGGCACUCUGGUGGCAAUUACUGCCCUUCCUCCUGCAUGCCUGUGGGUCUGCUCUGGUGUAUGAAGGUCAGUGGGCUGUUUGCCUACUGAACCUGGCAAAUAAAUGUCACCCUGCCAAAGCCUCUGG
Molecule: messenger RNA, 2943 nt
Organism: Erinaceus europaeus (western European hedgehog)
Lineage: Eukaryota; Metazoa; Chordata; Mammalia; Eulipotyphla; Erinaceidae
Gene: CAMKV
Product: CaM kinase like vesicle associated
Exons: 11
Coding region: 177-1640 (487 amino acids)
Biological process (GO): peptidyl-serine phosphorylation
Cellular component (GO): intracellular anatomical structure
Molecular function (GO): calmodulin binding; ATP binding; calcium/calmodulin-dependent protein kinase activity
Source: RefSeq, a predicted model, not a curated record